AUGCCUUGGGCUCACCGUGACUACACGGUCGCCUGGAUCUGCCCCAUGGGCCUCGAGCUGGCCCCCGUCAAGGCCAUGCUGGAUCAUGUCCACCCGAACCUACCUACGCAGCGCGAUCAUAACAUCUACACCUUGGGUGACAUGGAAGGCCACAAUGUGGUCAUAGCCGUGCUACCGGAGACUGGGACGAACGCGGCUGCCGUAGUGGCGAUGCAGUUGUUGAACGAUUUCCCUGCCAUUCGAUUUGGCCUGCUUGUUGGCAUUGGCGGCGGAGUGCCGGACCAAGAAAACGAAGAGCGAGAUAUUCGGCUGGGAGACGUGGUGGUCAGCAAGCCGACAGACACUUUUGGUGGUGUCGUCCAAUAUGAUUUAGGCAAAGAAACCAACUACGGAUUCCAGCGAACCGGCCUGUUGAAUAAACCACCUCCGAUUCUGCGAGCGGCCGUCCAGCAACUCGUGGCGCAGCAUGAAAUGGAAGAAAGUCAGAUUGUCGAUCACCUGGAGACAAUGAUGGAAAAAUGGCCGAAAAUGAAACACAAAUAUACUUACCCGGGAGCGCAUCAGGAUCAAUUAUAUCAAUCGGACUAUCACCACCAGGGCGGAACCACUUGCAACGUGUGUGACGAAAGGCACAUGAUUAUACGAGAUGAGCGUCCUCACAGCCGUCCGUACAUCCACUACGGAACUAUCGCAUCAGCCAAUAAGGUCGUGAAGAAUGCCAGCGAGCAGCAAAGGCUAAAGACAGACAUGGAUGUUCUCUGCGUGGAGAUGGAGGCGGCCGGUCUGAUGAACUCGUUUCCGUGUCUAGUGAUCCGUGGGAUCUGUGACUAUGCCGAUUCACACAAAAACAAGAAGUGGCAACCCUACGCGGCAGCUACGGCGGCAGGGUACAUGAAGGAGUUAUUGUCCGUCAUCCCAUCACAGGAUGUGGCUCGAGUAACGCCGGCGACUGCGGCAAUGAAAGCGUCUUCCAUGAUUCCUCCACAGCCAGUGUCACGAGUGACAUCGGCGACUGCGACAAUGAAAGCGUCUUCCAUAAAUCCUCCACAGCCAGUGGCUCGAGUGACAUCGAUGGAGGUGGUCGAGAUGUCGAGCGAGAGAAAUCAACAAUCACUCCAAAGACAGACUUCGAACACCAUCAAACCCAACUUGGCUUCUCCCCGCUCGCCAGCCCCGACGGUGCCAAGUAAACACAUAUCAGCCUUACACAAACCCUUGUACAGAGCAAUCCAACAACCUUCACUUUCCCAGGUAUUAGAUUUUCUGAGAAAUGGACUGUCAGCUAGAAUCCUCAACUCUGCACUACUGUACGCAUGCCACGUGGGCAAUGUGGAAAUUGUGCGCCAAUUCCUCGAGCAUGGCGCACAUGUCGAGUCAUAUUCGGAGCAAUACCCGGAGGGUGUUGGGACAAGCGGAUCAGCGCUGAUUGUAGCUGCAUUGUGGCACCACUCCGAAGUCGUCGAAAUCCUUCUAGACAAGGGCGCCAAGGUCAAUGAAACACAUACAGGCCUUAGCGGCCGUAGUGCACUAAUGGAAGCCAUAUAUUGGCAUCGCAUCUCUCCCUUGUCUGCUGUCCGCUUCCUUGAAACAAUAGCUAUAUUGCUGGAAAGAGGGGCUGAUCCAAAUAGUAGUGAUGUGGGGGGCCACACGGCCCUCUGGUAUUGUGUAUCAAAUGAGGAGAUGCCGUUGAGAGUGCUGGAUCUACUGCUUGAGUCUGGAGCAGACGUACGUGAGUGGGCCGUUCUGCGCGAAGCUUGUAGUCUUUUCACCACGACCAAAUAUCUCGAGUGGCUGGAGAAGCAGGGUGUUCUGUUGGGUAACACAAGCGACGAUUCCGAGCCACCGUUCAUGUGGGCGAUCAAGAACGGUAGCGAGGAGAAGCUGAAAUUUUUCCUCGAUCGCGACGUUGUGGAUCUCGAGUGGACAAACGAUGCCGGCCAAGAUGUCGUGGGCAUGCUUGCUGCUGGAAUCCUCAGUAUUGACUCAACAACUGCACAAGUGCUUCAACUUAUCGUUGACAGUCGGCAGGGAAAGGCUUUGGAUCUGACAAGCUGGAGUGAAGCACUCGCCACUGCUGAAGCACGAGAGUCUGCUAGCGCUACCCAGCUUAAUAGACCCAUGCGCAGAACGCGAACUCUUGGGAUACUCCGGCAAGGGCGAGAUCAAGCCAGGUCGCCUUAUGACCAGACACAGAAACUAACUAACUGGGAGAGUCGGCAUUUGAUCGCAUGA
Exophiala bonariae is the source of this 2232-nucleotide messenger RNA. RefSeq lists its product as uncharacterized. The transcript has 2 exons. Gene Ontology annotation, biological process: nucleoside metabolic process. Bases 1 to 2232 code for a protein of 743 amino acids. NCBI's taxonomy places the organism in Eukaryota, Fungi, Ascomycota, Eurotiomycetes, Chaetothyriales, Herpotrichiellaceae. Gene Ontology annotation, molecular function: catalytic activity; protein binding. The record is from RefSeq and is a predicted model, not a curated record.